Orbilia oligospora ATCC 24927 is the source of this 1581-nucleotide messenger RNA. RefSeq lists its product as uncharacterized. Lineage: Eukaryota; Fungi; Ascomycota; Orbiliomycetes; Orbiliales; Orbiliaceae. The coding region runs from base 1 to 1581 and encodes 526 amino acids. Gene Ontology annotation, molecular function: carbohydrate:proton symporter activity. Gene Ontology annotation, biological process: carbohydrate transport; transmembrane transport. The record is from RefSeq and is a predicted model, not a curated record. Gene Ontology annotation, cellular component: membrane. The transcript has a single exon.
AUGCCCGCCAUGGCAGCGCCAACGACCAACCAAGGUAACAUGCUUGGUGGUCGCGAGUUCCCACAAGUUACCUGGUAUAAGGAACCUGGUCUCCGAAAGCUCUACUUCCUCCUCUCUACCGUCAUUCUCGUCUCCGCCACCAAUGGUUUCGACGGUUCCAUGAUGAACGGUCUCCAGACCUUGAGCUACUGGAAAAACUACUUCCACCCCAGCAAUUCCGAGCUCGGUCUCCUCAACGCCAUCAUGUCUGUCGGUUCUAUCGCUGCCGUUCCAUUCUCUCCAUUCUUGUCUGAUUGGAGAGGUCGUAAGGUCGCCAUCAUGAUUGGUUUGUUCAUCAUGUUCGUUGGUGUCGCCCUUCAGUCCGCUGCUCAGAAUCUUGGUAUGUUCAUUGGUGCCCGUUUCUUGAUCGGUUUCGGUAUCUCGUUCGCCCACGGAGCUGCUCCAUUGCUCGUUACCGAAUUGGCCCAUAUGCAGCACCGUGCCAAGAUCACUUCCAUCUACAAUACUACCUGGUAUCUCGGUGCCAUCAUUGCUGCCUGGACUACCUUCGGAACCCUCAAGAUUAAGUCUGACUGGGCAUGGAGAACUCCCUCUAUCCUCCAGGCUGGUCCAGCUCUCGUCAUGAUCUGUUUCAUCUGGUUCGUCCCAGAAUCUCCACGUUGGUUGAUCUCCGCCGACCGUCACGAGGAGGCUCUCGCUAUUCUUGCUAAGUACCACGCCAAUGGAAACGCCGAUGACGAGCUCGUCCGACACGAAUUCAUUGAAAUCAAAGAGACCAUCGCCCUCGAGAAGGAAUUCAACCACCAAAAGAUCUCUGUCCUUUGGUCUACCAAGGGUAACCGACACAGAAUGUUCAUUUGCUUGUGCGCCGGUCUUUUCUCCCAAUGGUCUGGUAACUCGCUCGUUUCCUACUACAUCGCUCUCAUUCUCACCCAGGUCGGAAUCACCAAGGAAGUUGACCAGAACUUGAUCAACGGAUGUCUUCAAAUCUGGAACAUGCUUGUCGCCGGUACUAUGGCCUUCAUGGUCGACCGCUUCGGUCGUCGCCCACUCUUCCUUACCUCCACUGGUGGUAUGUUGGUCUGCUUCAUCGCAUGGACAAUCUGCUCUGAGCGUCGUGAGACUACUGGCAAUGAGGCUGCCGGACGUGCCGUCGUCGCUAUGAUCUAUCUCUACUACACCUGCUACAACUUGGCCUGGUCUGGUCUUCUCGUCGGUUACACCGUCGAAAUUCUUCCAUUCCAGAUUCGUGCCAAGGGUCUCGCUGUCAUGUUCUUCUUCGUCAACUGCGCUCUCUUCUUCAACAACUACGUCAACCCAGAAGCCAUCAACUCUAUCCGAUGGAAGUACUACAUUGUCUACGACUGCUGGCUGGCUCUCGAAUUAGCCGUUGUCUACUUCUUCUUCAUCGAAACUCGAUACACUCCUCUCGAGGAAAUCGCCAAGUACUUCGAUGGUGAUGAUGCCAGAGUCGGAGGUGAAGGUGCCACCGGACACGGAAAGGAGCUUCUCAAUGCUCUUCACGACGACGGAAAGUUGGGUGAUGAUAAGGUCACCGUCGAGCACGUGCAGAAGGCUUAG